CCGCGCUGACGGUGGCCGAGCGGGUUCAGGCAGGCGCGCGCACGUCGCGGUGGGGGAAGUCGAGAUGGCGUCCGAGGCGCACUCUGAGCCCCCCAAAGCCGGGGAGCUCCCGUUGCCUGGAUACGCGGCCUGGUCCCCCAACGAGGUGCAGGCCAAGCUGGUCGAGAUCGGAGCGCCCACACAGGGUAGCCGCGAGGAGCUGGUCGAACGGCUGCAAACGUACACCCUUCAGACCGGAAGAGUGCUCAACAGGCCGGUCCUGCGAGGAGAUGAUGGGGACAAGCCUGCCCCUCCCCCCAUGCCGGGACAGCUCUCCGGGAUCCCUCUGCCGCCCCCUCCGAUGGGGAUGCCGCCCAUGCAGCCGCCGCCCCCUCCCCCCCCUGGCAUGGCCCUCAACUUUCCCAUGGGCGUGGGGCCCCCUCCGCCACCGCCCGGCCUCGGGCCGCCUCUUCGCAUGCAGGCGGUGGAUCCUUCCACGUUGCCCGAGGAGGAGCGGCUGAAGCUGGCCCAGCAGCAAGCCGCCAUGUUGAUCCAGCAGGAGGAGAGAGUCAAGCAGGCUGCUGUCCUGAUGGAACAGGAGCGCCAUCAAGAGAUGUCCAAGCUGCCCCCCUCAGUACCCAGGUCUGCUCCUGACCUGGGGCCAAGACCUCCGGGGAUCCCAAGAGGGCCUCCUCCUAUGGGUUCGCCUCUCGGACCUCUGGGUCCAAGGCCCCGCGGACCCCCACCCCCUCCUGGAGAGGACAGUCGUGAGGUGGAUGACUCCGGGGUGGGCCCCAAGAUUCCCCAGGCCCUGGAGAAGAUCCUCCAGCUGAAGGAGAUCCGCCAGGAAGAGCUCACGGCUGUGCCCAGCAUGACAGAUGACGACAUGGAGACCGAGCUGAGGAUGUCGGCUGGUCUGGGCAUUUCAGACGCUGAAGACGACGCACUGGCUCUGUCCAAGAAGGAGAAAAACCGCAAGCGGCGGAACCGGAAGAAGAAGAAGAAGCAAAGCCUGGCCCUGAAGGAGGGCCCGGCUUCCCAGGACGGCGAGGGGCGAGGGGAGGAGUCGGGGGCUGAUGGCCCGGUGGAGAUCGAGUACGUCACGGAGGAGCCGGAGAUCUAUGACCCCAACUUCAUUUUCUUCAAGAGGAUCUUUGAGGCGUUCAAGCUGACGGACGACGUGAAGAAGGACAAGGAGAAGGAGCCCGAGAAGGCGGACAAAGUGGCCAGUUCAGCAGCCCCCAAGAAGAAGGGCUUUGAGGAGGAGCUGAAGGACAGCGAUGACAGCUCCGAUGACGAGCAGGAGAAGAAGCCCGAAGCCCCCAAACUGUCCAAGAAGAAGCUGCGACGCAUGAACCGCUUUACCGUGGCUGAGCUCAAGCAGCUCGUGGCCCGGCCUGACGUGGUGGAGAUGCACGACGUGACAGCCCAAGACCCCAAGCUGCUAGUCCAUCUGAAGGCCACCCGCAACUCGGUCCCGGUCCCCCGGCACUGGUGCUUCAAACGCAAAUACCUGCAGGGGAAGAGGGGCAUCGAGAAGCCUCCCUUCGAACUGCCCGAGUUCAUCAAGCGCACGGGGAUCCAGGAGAUGAGAGAGGCCCUGCAGGAAAAGGAGGAGCAGAAGACCAUGAAGUCCAAGAUGAGGGAGAAGGUUCGCCCCAAGAUGGGCAAGAUUGACAUUGACUACCAGAAGCUGCAUGACGCCUUCUUCAAGUGGCAGACCAAGCCGAAGCUGACGAUCCACGGGGACCUGUAUUACGAGGGCAAGGAGUUUGAGACGCGGCUGAAGGAGAAGAAGCCCGGGGACCUGUCGGAUGAGCUGCGCAUCGCCCUAGGGAUGCCCGUGGGGCCGAAUGCACACAAAGUCCCGCCUCCGUGGCUGAUUGCCAUGCAGCGCUACGGCCCGCCGCCCUCCUACCCCAACCUGAAGAUUCCGGGCUUGAACUCCCCUAUCCCGGAGGGCUGCUCCUUCGGGUACCAUGCUGGGGGCUGGGGCAAGCCCCCCGUGGACGAGACAGGGAAGCCUCUCUACGGGGACGUCUUCGGCACCAACGCGGCUGAAUUCCAGACCAAGACGGAGGAGGAGGAGAUCGACCGGACCCCGUGGGGGGAACUGGAGCCCUCGGACGAGGAGUCUUCUGAGGAGGAAGAGGAGGAAGAGAGCGAUGAAGAGAAACCUGACGAAACGGGUUUCAUCACCCCGGCGGACAGCGGCCUGAUCACUCCUGGUGGCUUCUCCUCGGUGCCUGCUGGCAUGGAGACUCCUGAACUCAUCGAGUUGCGGAAAAAGAAGAUCGAGGAGGCCAUGGACGGCAGCGAGACGCCCCAGCUUUUCAUGGUGCUGCCGGAGAAGAGGACGGCGACGGUGGGCGGGGCCAUGAUGGGCUCCACCCACAUCUACGACAUGACGACGGUGAUGAGCCGCAAAGGGCCGGUGCCGGAGAUCCAGGGGGUGGAGGUGGCCCUGGCCCCCGAGGAGCUGGAGCUGGACCCCAUGGCCAUGACCCAGAAGUACGAGGAGCACGUGCGGGAGCAGCAGGCCCAGGUGGAGAAGGAGGACUUCAGCGACAUGGUGGCCGAACACGCCGCCAAGCAGAAGCAAAAGAAGCGGAAAGCGCAGCCGCAGGACACCCGGGCCGGGGCCAAGAAGUACAAGGAGUUCAAAUUCUAGUCCCAGUCCCGAGACAGCCUCGCAUCCGCCCUCAUCGUCGUUCUGUCUUGUUGGUUCCUGUUUUUGGUUUUUUUAAUGCCCCGCCCCUCUCCACCCCCACCUGGGAAGGUCUCCACCACCAGGCUCCUGCACUCUCCCCCCAGGUCUGGCUUAAGAUGUGGAUUAUUUUGUAAAUAAAGUCAGAGUUGCUCUCUC
Messenger RNA from Hemicordylus capensis (graceful crag lizard), 2845 nucleotides. It is a transcript of the gene SF3B2, whose product is annotated as splicing factor 3b subunit 2. The coding region runs from base 65 to 2650 and encodes 861 amino acids. The transcript is spliced from 21 exons. Gene Ontology annotation, cellular component: U2 snRNP; precatalytic spliceosome; catalytic step 2 spliceosome. Gene Ontology annotation, biological process: mRNA splicing, via spliceosome. NCBI's taxonomy places the organism in Eukaryota, Metazoa, Chordata, Lepidosauria, Squamata, Cordylidae. The record is from RefSeq and is a predicted model, not a curated record.